This is a messenger RNA of Eubalaena glacialis (North Atlantic right whale), 1542 nucleotides long. RefSeq names its product zinc finger protein 662 (gene ZNF662). NCBI's taxonomy places the organism in Eukaryota, Metazoa, Chordata, Mammalia, Artiodactyla, Balaenidae. The record is from RefSeq and is a predicted model, not a curated record. Gene Ontology annotation, biological process: negative regulation of transcription by RNA polymerase II. Gene Ontology annotation, molecular function: DNA-binding transcription repressor activity, RNA polymerase II-specific.
GGGCUCUAGGCCCAGAUGAGGGGCGGAGAGGAGGCAGUGCGGCUACCGAUAAAUCGGGGUACAGCCCAUAGUGGAGAGCCCGGAGGAACAGGAGUCAGUGACCUUCGAGGAUGUAGCCAUCUACUUCUCUGAGAAUGAAUGGACUGGCCUGGCCCCUGCUCAGAGUGCCCUGUACAGGGAUGUGAUGCUGGAGGAUGAUGGGGCUGUGGCUCCCUGGGUAGAAGAGCCAUUGAAACCGAAACUGCAAGGAGAGGGUCCAGGCCUAAUUUGUACCGAGUCUGUGUCCAAGAGUGAGAAAGAAGGUUUUAUUUUGAAGGAGGAUACUUUUGAGGAGGCACAGGACCACAUGGUACUAUCAGGUGGACCCCAGUGCUGUGGUUCCCAGGAAUUCUGGUUUGGAAAAACCUGUGAAGAGGAGAAAAGCAGGUUAAGGAGAUGGCCUGCCUACCCCAGUAGGGAAAGUGUGGAGAACACUACACGUGACAUUACAGAAGUGAUUGUCAAGGAUGAGAUGAUCUCAGUAGAAGAGCAUUUGAAGGAUGCUGAUGUUUAUACCCACCUUGUACCUCAGAAAGGUCUCCAUGAGCAGGUAUUCUAUAUAUGUGAAGAAUGUGGCAAGUGUUUUGAUCAAAAUGAAGACUUUGAUCAACAUCAGAGAAUUCAUGGGAAGAAAGUCUGUGGAUGUAAGGAAUGCGGGAAGACUUUCAGUUAGUCACACUGCAUUGUACAUCAGACGAUUCACACUGGGGUGAAACCCUACGUAUGUCAAGAAUGUGCUAAAGCCUUCGUUUGGAAAUCAAACCUGACUGGGCACCAGAGAAUUCACACCGGAGAGAAACCCUUUGAAUGUAAGGAAUGUGGGAAGGGCUUUAGUCAGAACACAAGCCGUACACAACAUCAGCAAAUCCACACCAGGGAGAAACCAUAUACAUGUAAGGAAUGUGGGAAAAGUUUUACUCAGAACCCAGUCCUUCUUCGACAUCAGAGAAUCCACACUGGGGAGAAAGCUUAUGAAUGUAAGGACUGUGGGAAAGACUUCAUGUGGAACUCGGAUCUUGCUCAGCACCAAUGGGUCCACACUGGAGAGAAGCCUCAUGAAUGUAUUGACUGUGGGAAAAGCUUCAUUUGCAAGGCACGCCUUACUCAUCAUCAGAGAAUCCAUACUGGGGAAAGACCCUAUAAAUGUAAUGAGUGUGGGAAGGCCUUCAGUCAGAAUUCUGUUUUGAUUAUGCACCAGAGGCGCCAUGCUAAAGAGAAACCCUAUAACUGUCAGACUUCUCACUUUCUUGAACAUUAGAGAAUGCAUAAUGGUGAUACUUGUUUAUAAUUCUUAUGCUCCAGGAACCCCAGCCACCAGAUGAGAUGACUGCCCACAGUUUGCUAUAACUGUAAUAGCCAGUAUUGUCUUGCCCCUUCUCCUGAGUAGAUACCCUGUACUCCAGCAAGACUGGUCUCUCUGUUCAGCCAUAUUCAUACUAGGCAACAUUUAGUUGAGCACCUACUCUAUGUCAGGUACUGUGCUAACCAUUUUGCAUACAUUCC